AAACACAAAGUGUGCCGAAAGCACAAAUCCCACGACAUUUUUUCAUCGCUCGUUGCUUCUUCCUCCCUUUUAUUUUUUGUGUGUAGAUAGAAAACCCACUAAACUUCGGCUCUUAUCUCUUGGUUGCUUGGUUAUGGCUUCUUCCAUCGUUUUCGCUGCAGCUUCGGCUACUGGGCUGCUCUCUGUUCCUCCAUUGAAGGCUCGGAGAUUCUGCCUUCGUUCUUCUCUGGACACUGAUGUUUCCGACAUGAGCGUUAACGCUCCAAAGGGGUUAUUUCCACCGGAGCCAGAACCGUACAAGGGGCCAAAGCUGAAGGUGGCUAUCAUAGGAGCUGGACUCGCAGGCAUGUCAACUGCCGUAGAGCUACUGGAUCAAGGUCACGAGGUGGAUAUAUAUGAGUCAAGGCCUUUCAUUGGUGGCAAAGUCGGCUCUUUUGUAGAUAGGCGUGGCAACCACAUCGAAAUGGGGCUACAUGUUUUCUUUGGCUGCUACAACAAUCUCUUCCGUUUGAUGAAAAAGGUGGGUGCUGAGAAAAACCUUCUCGUGAAGGACCAUACUCAUACAUUUGUCAACAAAGGGGGUGAAAUCGGAGAGCUCGAUUUCCGGUUUCCUGUUGGAGCUCCGAUACACGGAAUUCGUGCAUUUUUGGUCACCAAUCAACUGAAGCCUUAUGACAAACUGAGGAACUCAUUGGCUCUUGCACUAAGCCCGGUUGUUAAGGCCCUUGUUGACCCCGAUGGAGCGAUGAGAGACAUAAGAGAUCUGGACAGCAUAAGCUUCUCAGAUUGGUUCUUGUCAAAAGGCGGAACACGGGCGAGUAUCCAGAGGAUGUGGGAUCCUGUUGCUUAUGCUCUUGGUUUCAUAGACUGCGAUAAUAUCAGCGCUCGAUGUAUGCUCACGAUAUUCUCCUUGUUCGCUACAAAGACCGAAGCUUCUCUGUUACGUAUGCUCAAGGGUUCGCCCGACGUUUAUUUGAGCGGCCCGAUCAGGCAAUAUAUCACAGAUAGGGGUGGCAGGUUCCAUUUAAGGUGGGGAUGCAGGGAAAUACUUUAUGAUAGAACAGCCGAUGGAGAAACAUACGUCACAGGGCUUGCAAUGUCUAAGGCUACUAACAAGAAAAUUUUGAAAGCCGAUGCAUAUGUUGCAGCUUGUGAUGUUCCCGGAAUCAAAAGACUGCUACCGAGCCAAUGGCGUGAAUCUCGAUUUUUCAACGAUAUAUACGAACUUGAGGGAGUACCUGUCAUCACAGUACAACUUAGAUACAAUGGUUGGGUCACUGAGUUACAAGAUAUUCAACUCGCAAGGCAGCUGAAACAAGCCGUCGGAUUAGAUAACCUUCUAUACACACCCGAUGCCGAUUUCUCAUGCUUUGCUGAUCUUGCACUCACGUCACCGGCCGAUUAUUACAUUGAAGGACAAGGCUCUUUGCUCCAGUGCGUUCUAACCCCUGGUGAUCCUUACAUGCCAUUAACGAACGACAAGAUCAUUGAGAAAGUGGCAAAACAGGUGACCGAGCUGUUCCCGUCAUCCCGGAGUCUAGAAGUUGUCUGGUCAUCGGUUGUCAAGUUCGGUCAGUCUCUGUACCGAGAAGCACCUGGCAAAGAUCCAUUCAGACCCGAUCAGAAGACGCCCAUAAAGAACUUCUUCCUCGCGGGUUCGUACACAAAGCAGGAUUACAUAGACAGUAUGGAAGGGGCGACGCUGUCGGGGAGACAGGCAUCGGCAUUCAUAUGCGAAGCGGGUACAGAACUGGCGGAGCUAAGCGAGAAGCUUUCGUCUUCUUCCACGGAGGGAGGAUCCUCUGCAACUCCAGUUGCCGAUGAGCUAAGUUUUGUCUCUUGAACAAUUUGGUUUAAAAAAAAUAAACAAGCUUGAAGUUCCCAUGCUUAAUUCUCUGAUGGUUAAAAUUGUAAAAAAAAAA
Messenger RNA from Tarenaya hassleriana, 1922 nucleotides. Its product is annotated as zeta-carotene desaturase, chloroplastic/chromoplastic. The record is from RefSeq and is a predicted model, not a curated record. Gene Ontology annotation, biological process: carotenoid biosynthetic process. Gene Ontology annotation, molecular function: 9,9'-di-cis-zeta-carotene desaturase activity. The transcript has 13 exons. The coding region runs from base 134 to 1843 and encodes 569 amino acids. NCBI's taxonomy places the organism in Eukaryota, Viridiplantae, Streptophyta, Magnoliopsida, Brassicales, Cleomaceae.